AUGCCAUUAAGGUCAUUAUUUCAUACUAAUCAGAGUAGCCACGACAAAGACGCGUUGACAAGGGGAGGUUAUAACGCAUAUCUGGAAUCACUUUCUCGUUGUGACAGUGGAAAGGCAGAAGAACAAAAAGGAAAAGUUAUAUCAAAGUUAUUAGAGAAAAAAGAUGUCCGAGCUUUGAGGUACAUAGGUUUAGGGCCUCUGGGGUUUGUAAACAACUCAUUAAGAAAAGAUUGUUGGUAUGAAUUAUUGGCGUCCCAGUUGCUUAUUGAUGAUGCAACAGAGUACAUUACACCAGUGGAAAAACAUAAAGAUGAAGGUCAGGUGAUAUUGGAUGCAGAAAGGUCUUUUGGUGGAAUUGUCGACAAAAACUUGAAACUGCAAUUGAGAAAACUACUGGUGGAGUUAAUUACUCGGGUAUUGAGAAAGUACCCAACGUUGAACUAUUACCAAGGUUAUCAUGAUAUUGUGUCUGUUUUCAUCAUGUGUUUUAGUUGGAAUGUCACAAAAGAGAACGGACUGGAACUAGAAAAUCUCUCAUUGCAAGAAGAAAUUGAUAUGGAAAGGCUGUUUUAUUGCAUCGAAGCAUUUACCCUAUUAUAUCUGAGGGAUUUCAUGAUGAACUCACUAGAUUUUUCAUUUGAGCAAUUGAGAGUAAUCUCUUCAUUGAUAAAGGAAUCAAACAUGAAAUUCUAUAAUCUAUUCAAAUUUGACGAAAAUGAGCCCCUUUUCGCUAUUGGGUCAAUAUUGACAAUCUUUGCACAUAAUUUGAAACCUAUAGAUAGCGGUGACAACAAUCUUCAUAAAAUUCUUUUCCAGAUAUUUGACAUGACAAUAUCGAUGCAAUCUAUGCGUUUACCUUUGAUCAUAUACAAGAACCUGCUAUUGCAAAAUGCGUCUGAAAUUUCGAAGCAAAUAGAAGCUAAUUCUGAUUUCUUCGAGAACGAUUUUGACCUGCGCCAUGGUGCUAUACAAACAGUUUUACAGAAAAAACUGUAUGAUGAGGCGCUUUGGGAAGAAGUCUUGCAAAUAACUAGAAAAGAUGCGACUACUGCCAGCAAGAAGGCUUUGAAACGGGUGAGUCUUAAUAAAUAUAGUGCAUUACUCAAUACAGCAUGUGGAAAGCCAGGAUGCUUCGAUAUGAGCACCAUUAUCUUCUAUUUGAGCGAACAAACAAAGAUGAACGAGCAUUACAAGGAAGAAAAGUAUCAUGGUGUCGCCGCCAGAUCCAAGACAAGGGCGUUGGUCCAAAGACUUGGCCAUUUUUUACCCUCCAAAUAUAACAGGUGGAGCAAAAUUUCUUUACUUAUCGGGAUUGUAGCUAUCCUGUACCAAUUACGGACUACAAGGUCGUUGAGUUUAGUACUCAAUCUACGUUACAUGAUCUCCACAAAGUUGAAAGACUUAUCACAUAUAAAUAUAAAUUUGCACCACGUUAGUCACAUCUGGGUGGAUCCGAUUAGGGACAUUUUGAAACUGGGGCAUCCAACUAGAUAG
Molecule: messenger RNA, 1494 nt
Organism: Saccharomyces cerevisiae S288C
Lineage: Eukaryota; Fungi; Ascomycota; Saccharomycetes; Saccharomycetales; Saccharomycetaceae
Gene: GYP8
Product: GTPase-activating protein GYP8
Exons: 1
Coding region: 1-1494 (497 amino acids)
Biological process (GO): vesicle-mediated transport
Molecular function (GO): GTPase activator activity
Source: RefSeq, marked reviewed